Blepharisma stoltei is the source of this 3182-nucleotide messenger RNA. The record is from the annotation of a GenBank genome assembly. Lineage: Eukaryota; Ciliophora; Heterotrichea; Heterotrichida; Blepharismidae.
AUGGUGAGUGAUAAAACGAAAAUUAAAAAAGUUUUGAAAAAGAUAAUGAGAUGAAGCAAAAACUUGGUUUUUCCUAUAAAUCAAGUCGAGCUCGAAGUGCUUUGAAAAGACAAAAUAGUCGAACUUAUGAAAUCUCAAGGGUUAGAAUCUGAUCUCGACAGUGAAAUUUUUCAGUCAAUAAAAGCAGGAUCUUUAGAUAACCUGUCACAGCUAAAUGCUGAAAGUAUAAACUUAUUGCUUUCUAAACAGUCUGAAGAGCUCGUUUUAAAAUCUAGUAGUGAAAUUGAUGCCCAGAGGAUAUCCUCUUCUAUACUAUUUCUAGACACACUUGAAAAUCUCACGUUUCAAAACAAAAAUUCUAUAUCAAACUCUUUAGAUUUUUAUUAUCCUCCUAACCAUUCUGCACGGCCAUUUGUCAAGCUAGAAGAAAUUCUUAAUAAAUUAGAAUUUUUAAUGAUAGACUUAGGAAAACAAAAACAGCCCCAAGUUUUCAAAAUUCUUGAAAAAAAUAUUUCAUCAGCAUUGGAAAACUCAAAAGAAGCAAUAGGAAAGAUUUUUAUUGACUGUGAAGGACUUACUGCUAAAGAAACACAUUUUAGAGUAGGAGAAAUAACUGAAUAUCAGCUUGGAGCUAUUAAACAAAUAUCUUCAAAAGUCGGGAAAAUCCCUGAUGCGCUUAUAAAAGAUUGCCAAGAAAAAUUAAAGGUUUUUGUAGAAAAUCAAUGGAAUAAUUUUUUGGAGUCAUAUAUUUUUUAUUAUUUAUUUUUUAAAUAAAGCUUCAUAAUCUAUAUAUUUGGAAUUAAGAAAAUGUGCAGACUCUGUAUGUAAAAUAAAUUUUAGCAUUUUGAUUUUAUUAAAAAAAUAGCAUAAUAUUAUAUAAGACAAUUGGAAAACAAUUUCGAAAUUUUUUGCCAGACAGGAAUUCAGGACUUAAAAAGUGGGGCUAUAAGGCUAUUUGACAAUUCAAGAUGCAGCCAGGAAUCAAGAAUUCAUAUGGGGCAUAUAGUAAUUUUAGCUAAUCCUAGCAGUUUAGAAGAGACUAGAAAUACUCUAGAUACAGUUUUGAUGUUUUUAAAUAUCCCACCUGAAGCUUUUCGCCAAAUUAAUGCUAUUGACAGAAAUUCAGAUCCUGAAAUUUUCGCUGAAAGGUGGCUAGCCUCAACUGAUCCUUCAGCAAGGUUAUUUACAAUUAUAAGCCUUUUAUUGAUUUUUUCAAACACUUAUAAAGCGAUUUUACCUGGGUAUGAUUCAUCAUAUAAUGACCUAUAUCCAAGUAUCAAUAGAGAAUGGCUUCGAAGAAUCGUUCACAUUUCUUUCCAAAACAAAUAUGAAGAAAUCCUUGGCAAAUCUAGCUUAAAAACUGAGUGAACACUAAUUUUAGCAGCAGAACAAGUGAUAGCCCAGCAUCUUCCAAGCGCCCAGCACAACUAUUGAAGAUUUAAUCACGAGCUAUUAUCAUGCCUUGCACAAAUUUCAUUCAUACUAGCUCCAUUUUGGCACAUUUAAAUAUAAUUAUUUAAACCUCAGUCGCCAAAAUGAACUGGGUCAUGAAGAAUCACCAGAAAUUUAUGCAAGGCAUGAUAGAUGUCCGUGAAGAUGCUCAAAAAGUCAUAAACGAUUUAAACUCUUCUGAAUACAAAAACCCUGAAUUAGAAAGAAUAGGUGAAGAAUAUAAAGAAGAAAUCAAUGAGAGCUCCUUUUCUAGAAAAGCUUAUACAUCUGCUCUUAGCAUUUAUCAAAAAAUUAUUGACAAAAAUAAAGGGAUAAAUGGAGAAUUAAAAGAUUAUGCAUUUGAAUGUAUCAAUAUAAAUUCAUCGUUGCACGUCACUAUUGCAAUUUCUGGCUGACUAUCACAGGGUGAUGAAAUGAACAUUGCGUGGCAGCUACUAUCAGAUGCCCCAGGACAAAGGCAAACUUAUGCUUUGAGAUGGGACUCGAAAACAAAAAAUGAUUUAUACUCUUUUAGAGUAUAUGAAAAAAAAUAUAUAUUAUUAGUCAGAUUUUUUCAGUAUUAUUUAUCAUAAGCAUAGUCAAAAAGGAUUUUCCUUCUUUAAUAGCCAAAGUUGUAGGAUAUGCUAUGUUUCCUACACAGAUGUUUUUACCAUUAGUACAAGCAUUAAAAAACCACUCAUUCAAACAGUCUGCAAAACAAGCGGAAAUCACUGGGAUUAUUUUAGCUCAUUUUAUUGCAAAUAAGGUAUUUGGAAAUGCUUGCAUUUCUUUAAUUGGGUUUUCAUUAGGAACGAGAGUGAUUUAUUCAUGCUUAUUAGAAUUAGCCAAAAUGAAUUUAAAAAUUAUUCAUGAUGUCACACUUUUAGGUGGCGCUGCACCUCUUUAAUUAAUUAACUUUAAAUCUUCGCCAUCACAGCACGGGCCCAUAUAUGCUCAUCGUCCUCAAGGGAACCCGGCAGACACCCCGUCCCUCCACCACAAAAGAGUCUUGCACAGCAAUGGACAUCUAUAGAAUUUUCCCCAUAGAUGGCACUGUUUGCCCUUAAUUUGCCCACUGAAAAUUUUUUUUGGUUUGACCAAACCAUAUGGUACUGGUCGAACCAAAAAAUUUUUUCAGUGGGCAAAUCAAGGGCAAACUGCGCCAUUUAAGGGAAAUUUCUAUAACUUGAAGCCCUUAAGAGUUGAUUCCCGGGAGACAACUCCCAGUAUCGUGUUAGGCACUUGCCGUCUUGGGGGUCUGUGAGGAGUCUUAUCGCUCUAACCACCGACCUUGGCUGACCGUGACUUUCCAAGGAUCGCCGGGAGUAAGCCCUUAUCCCAGGGAUUUGCUCGGGGAAGCACACGCCCGAUAUACACCAAGGAUGCCGGACCUGUUUCUCAGCUUGGUUUCCCGACCUGGGUGUUUCCUGAAAGGUGUUGAGAAAAUCGCUCUAAGAGGUCGGAUUGUUCUCCUCUCCUCCACAUUAAUCUAUAUAGCUUCACCUCUUAAUAUAGAAAAUUGGGUACUUUGUAGAUCAGUGGUGUCUGGCAGAAUGGUUAACACCUAUUCAAAAACUGAUAAAAUUUUAUCUCUUUUGUAUACAUUUUCUAUAUUUGAAAAACCUAUAGGAAACUAUGAAAUUCCUAUUGAAAAUUUUGAAAAUUAUAAUGUUACUGAUUUAGCGUCUGGGCAUACAAAAUAUAGAGAAGUUUUAGAUAGGAUUUUAGCUUUAAUUAAACAUAAUGCAUAA